Messenger RNA from Scophthalmus maximus (turbot), 1805 nucleotides. RefSeq names its product NIF3 NGG1 interacting factor 3-like 1 (S. cerevisiae) (gene nif3l1). Gene Ontology annotation, cellular component: mitochondrion; cytoplasm. Lineage: Eukaryota; Metazoa; Chordata; Actinopteri; Pleuronectiformes; Scophthalmidae. The transcript has 7 exons. The record is from RefSeq and is a predicted model, not a curated record. The coding region runs from base 135 to 1436 and encodes 433 amino acids.
CAUCAAGAAACGGAAGCCGGAAGAGAACAUGACUCUUCAGUCAGUGUGCCGCACUGUCUUCUGUCACCCCGGGAGAAAUGCGUUCCGCUGCUGGAUUGUCUUCUUGAGUCCAAGUCAAGUGAAAGUCUAUCCUGAUGCUGACUGGACGCAGAAAUCUCACUUGGACAUUUUUAUUGCUCGCCCACAGAAGACUAUCUGCCGGGCGGAGCUUAAUCUCACCCUCUGCCCUCUGCUCUUCUGCCUCGACAGUUUCAUCCAUCCCAACAUCUCUGCCUCCACCUCUGCACAGUCGCAGCUUCCUGACAAACCAACAAACCUCAGUUCCCCUGCGGCCAUUUGCUCAUCUCUCCUCCACCCGCUCCCUCUGUCAUUCCACUCACUGUCCGGGCCUGAUGGAGCUGAAAGAGGUUCUGCAGGUGCUGGAGCAGCUUGCUCCUCUGUCACUUGCCGAGUCUUGGGACAACGUAGGCCUGUUGGUCGAACCAAGCAAACGUCGGCCUGUUAAAACCAUCCUACUAACCAAUGACCUUACAGACGCUGUCAUGGAGGAAGCAGAGACCAUGAGCUGCGAUCUCCUAAUCUCAUACCACCCGCCGUUGUUUCGGCCAAUCAAGCGUCUUGUUCAGAAAGAUUGGAAGCAGCAGUUGGUUGUGCGGGCCGUGGAGGCGGGGAUGGCAAUCUUCUCCCCUCACACUUCAUGGGAUAGUGUCAAAGGAGGGGUCAAUGACUGGCUGGUUGGGGGACUUGGUAGCGGCCAGGUGUCUGUGCUGAGUCAGGGUCUCGGUGGCGCCCCCCACAGUCACAAACUGGAAUUCAUGGUCAGGAGCACAGAGGAGCUGAACACGGUCAUGGAGGAACUGAAGGCCUGCGAUGGUGGAACAAUACAACAGCAUUCGAUUAACAGACCAGAUAAUGAUGGGAUCCAUGUCAGUGUAACCUGCAGUGACUCAGCGCUGACCCUCAGUGUCCACGCUCUGCUAAAACACACCGCUCCCAGCCAGUCCCUGAGCAUUGUAAAGUUAGAGAAGCCCCCUCUCCCGGGCCACGGCCAAGGGCGACUCAGUGUUUUGGACCAGCCAUUAACCGUUGCAACAGCCAUCCAGAAAAUGAAGUCUCACCUGGGUCUGAAUCACCUUCGUUUGGCUUUAGGAUUGGGGCUGACACUAGAGUCCUCUGUGUGUACUGUGGCUGUGUGUGCUGGAUCAGGGGCCUCAGUGCUGAGUGGUGUCAAAGCAGACCUCUACAUCACAGGCGAGAUGUCCCACCACGAAGUGCUGGACGCUGUGGCGCAGGGAAGCAGUGUCCUCCUCAGUGAUCACAGCAACAGUGAGCGAGGUUUCCUGACCUCGUUCAGGGAGAGGCUGGCCGUGCGUAUUCCUGACAGUGUUGCGGUGGUGGUGUCAAAGGCAGACAGAGACCCGCUGGAGGUGGUCUGACCAGUUUGAGCUGUCGCUGUUUCAGUCGUUCACAUUUGUGGGGUGAAUGUUUUGAUCAGUUUUUCUUACAAAAAAAAGCAAUGUUUGCUUUUUGGCUUUGGCAGAUACAAAGUGUGAGAAUUGAUUGCAUAAAAAAAAAAAAUAGAAUCUUUAUGUAAAGCCAUAAAAACAUGCUGAGUGGUAUUUCUGAAAACAACUGUGCCUCAUUUAAUGAUGAAAUGUGCUUCCUUGGUACAUGUAUUUCUGGCAGGCUCUUAAAAAAAUGGAUCCCUGGUUGAUCCAAAAAUUUAAUGAAUCUUCUAAUCUGUAAUCUGAAUCAAUGAGAUUAAAAGGAUUGUUGUUUCAUCAUAAACAUGCUGGAGGAAAUCA